This is a messenger RNA of Raphanus sativus (radish), 2391 nucleotides long. RefSeq lists its product as uncharacterized. Gene Ontology annotation, molecular function: nucleotidyltransferase activity. The record is from RefSeq and is a predicted model, not a curated record. Lineage: Eukaryota; Viridiplantae; Streptophyta; Magnoliopsida; Brassicales; Brassicaceae. The coding region runs from base 469 to 2169 and encodes 566 amino acids. The transcript is spliced from 11 exons.
AGUACGUCCAACAUUUUUAACGCGUAUGAUCGUCUAGACUCGACACCACCGAAGACCCCGAUACGCGUUUUUCUUUCUGCCCUUUCAUGGACCAUUGUUUUUGAACUAUUCAUUGAACUUUUUUGAGUUUCUGUUUCUGGGUUAAUGGAAAUUAGGGUUUUGUUGAAUCACAAACGUUAGAGGGGGGGGGGGGGGGUUGAACAUGAAGAUGGCAGGAUAACGAUGAAGAGAAAGAAGAAAGUUCGUGUAACGUGUGAGUCUGUGUCUGUCCAAUAAGAUCUGGAAACCAAACGCUGGAAAUAUUGUGGAGAGGAAUUAAGGCCUAUUGAAUAUUCGCAGAUUAGCCUCAAAGAAUCUCACGACAAAUGGACUAAAUCUGCAGCAGAUGUCACACUCCUAUAAAGUGGCUCACUGGAUUUGAGGAUUUAUGCAUUAUCCAUUGAUGUUUUAGUUUGAAGUUAUGCUCACAUGGGUGACAUUCAAGAGAGAUUGUCGGUUUCUUCAUCUUCGUCUUCUUCAACAUGCUCAUUGUCACUAACAACUGCACAACCUAAAGCGGAUUCGUUGCCAACAGAUGGAGAGUUUUGGAUGAUUGCAGAAGAGAGAGCUCAUGAGAUACUAAACACUAUACAACCUGCUAUUAUUUCAGACAGAAGUAGGAAUGAGAUCAUCGAUUACGUACAUACUCUAAUCAAGAGUCAUGAUGGAAUUGAGGUAUUUUCAUUUGGUUCAGUGCCGUUAAAAACCUAUCUCCCAGACGGAGAUAUCGAUCUGACGGUCCUAACUAAGCGGAACAUGGAGGAUGAGUUCUUUGAAAAGUUAUAUGAUACGCUUAAAAGCGAGGAAGGGAAGUCUGAAUUCCAUGUAACCGAUGUUCAGUUUAUCCCUGCACAGGUCAAGGUCAUAAAAUGCAACAUUAGGAGCAUUGCUGUGGAUAUCUCCUUCAAUCAAACAGCGGGGCUCCGCGCAUUAUGUUUUUUGGAACAGGUUGACCAACUCUUUGGAAGAGAUCAUCUUUUCAAGCGUAGUAUCAUCUUAACUAAAGCUUGGUGCUAUUAUGAGAGUCGAAUUCUUGGUGCUAACACUGGGUUGAUCUCCACAUAUGCACUGGCAGUACUAGUCUUGUAUAUCAUCAAUCUAUUUCAUUCAUCACUAUCCGGGCCUUUAGCGGUUCUGUAUAAGUUCUUGGAUUACUAUAGUUCAUUUGACUGGAGCAACUACUGCAUAAGUGUGGGUGGUCCUGUGCCAAUAUCUAGCCUUCCAGAACUUGUUGCAGCUUCUCCAGAAAAUGGGCACAAGUUAUUGCUUGAUGAGAAGUUUUUGAGGGACUGUGUAGAGUUAUAUUCUACUACACCAACUAAGACUGUUGAGACAAAAGGUCUUCAGUUUCCUAUCAGACAUCUCAACAUAGUUGAUCCUCUUAAACACAGCAACAACCUCGGAAAAAGUGUUACAAAAGGAAAUUUCAAACGAAUAAUGCAUGCUUUUACACUUGGAGCUAAAAAGCUCAGAGAUGUUCUUUCACUACCUGGUGAAACCAUGGGAUGGAGACUGGAGAAGUUCUUUGGCAAUUCUUUGGAGAGGAAUGGUAAGGGACAAAGACAAGAUGUGAACGAUCCGGUUACAGCGUUUGGUACUGGAAGGUCAGAGCUAUCUGAACUCAGUGGAGAUUUUGAAGGUUACUUUGGUAGGCUUGUGUAUGGUCAAAUGUAUCAUAGUCAUAGGGAUGCAAGUUCUUGGGAUGUUGUCCGUCACCUUGUGAGUUACCGAAAGAACGAGUUUUAUCUUAGAAGUCUUAGUGGAUCAGCGUCAAUGCAGUCUUUGCCAUUGCAGUCUUUAACUAAUGGAAAGAGGAGAGGAACAGGAACUUAUAUUCCUGACAUGAGUCAACAGAAAUACUCUGACAAGUCCAGAGACUCUGGUAAUGGAAACUCACGGACUCAUCAUUUAGAGUCAUCUGCUGAGGCAAGAGAAGACAAUGGAGCUAGUAGCUGCUCCGAUCUUUCUGGUCAAGUGUCUACUUCUUGUACCAGUUUCAAAGGAGAAGAAUGUGUCAAACCAGAGACUUGUAGUAACCCAAAGAACCUUGUAGAUACAAGCAGCACACUGAAAAAGGAAAAUGGCAAAGAAGAGGAGAGCAAAUCAUCACAAACGUUGAACGGUUCUUGAAUUUAGUGAUUGUCACAGAUUAUCUUUGUUUGGUCUCUCUUUGGUAUACCUUCAGGAUAACUAGCUUUGUCUCUAUAAAAACCACAUGAACAAACUUUUAAUUAGGAUUCGAAAGAUUCAUCAGGAACUUCAUUACUUUUUGUGGACCAAUGUUUAAUGAGAGACCUCUUCUUUGUUGCUGUUAAGAAGUAACUGGAAGAAAAACAAAUCACCUCAAAAGUA